Medioppia subpectinata is the source of this 415-nucleotide messenger RNA. The record is from the annotation of a GenBank genome assembly. NCBI's taxonomy places the organism in Eukaryota, Metazoa, Arthropoda, Arachnida, Sarcoptiformes, Oppiidae.
AUUGCUGUCCAAAAUGGCCAAAGCCUUGGGUCGGACUGAAGACGUAAAACGUUAUGGAGAUCUCCACCAGAAUAUUGCAAACGCUUUUGUAAAGGCUUUUGUCAAUACAACUGACGGUCGUAUGAAAGGCGACACUCAAACUGAUUAUGUGAUCGCAAUUGCAUUUGAAAUGUUGCCCAAAAAUCUUCAACCGUUGGCCGCAAAUCAUUUGGUGGACAAUAUUAAAGCACAUGAUUAUCAUCUGACCACUGGUUUUAUAGGUGUGGGCCAUUUAUGUCCAACACUCACUCAAUUUGGUCACUCGGAUGUGGCGUAUCGUCUACUACUGCAGGACACGUACCCCUCGUGGGGCUAUAGUAUUAAAUAUAACGCCACCACUAUAUGGGAGCGAUGGGACGGUUGGACCAAAGAGAAG